This is a messenger RNA of Cucurbita moschata (crookneck pumpkin), 4208 nucleotides long. Its product is annotated as protein DETOXIFICATION 48-like. Gene Ontology annotation, molecular function: xenobiotic transmembrane transporter activity; antiporter activity. Gene Ontology annotation, biological process: xenobiotic detoxification by transmembrane export across the plasma membrane. The coding region runs from base 2353 to 4035 and encodes 560 amino acids. Gene Ontology annotation, cellular component: membrane. The record is from RefSeq and is a predicted model, not a curated record. The transcript is spliced from 3 exons. NCBI's taxonomy places the organism in Eukaryota, Viridiplantae, Streptophyta, Magnoliopsida, Cucurbitales, Cucurbitaceae.
AUCAGUUAGUACUGAAAUGAUUGUUUGAUGAGGCGUAAUAUUCUUUUAUUCUUUGGAUAAUCAGUUCUUGAAUUUAGAAACCACAGUGGGAAUACAUUCAUACAUUUUCAUGCAUCUUUGUGUCAAGAAAAAAGAUGUUACAUUUUCUCUCCAUGUAUUGUGAAAGGAAAUGGUAGGUCUAAGUUCUUUAGAAUCUUUUGGUAGAAUCAAUAUUUCUCUCGAAAAGAGUGAAAAACCUUGGUAUGGAGGAACGAUGGUGAAUUUAUUCCAGUGUAUGGAAGGAGGGUUCUGUUGUUUGAUAUCAACUGAUAGAGCCAAAGACACAUGGGAUCUGACAUGGGGUUGUGUUAUGAGAUUCAGAGAUGGAAUAUCUUCUACAAAGGAAACAAAGGAAAAACUGGUCCUUGUGCUGCUGCAGCAGCAGCAGCAGCAGCUAGCAGCAGAACAAUCCAAAGUUGCAGGCUGGUUGAUGAUGGUAGGGCUGUGUGCCUCAGCUAAGGACACAGUCCCCCAGUUGCUCUCCCCUCUAGAGAGACAGCCUCAUCUCUGUAGGGAGAAAAGGGAUACAUAUUUAAUGGUUGUAAUUGGAACUACUCCUAAAUCUGUGUGUUCCCUUUCUCCCAUCUGCCUCUUGUUCAUACAGCCAUUCCACUGUCAACACUCUAUCAAUCAGGUGGGCCCAUUCCUCUGCUCUCUCUUGUUGCAGCAUACCCAUGAAGAAUACUGUUUCCAUUUCAUCACCUAAAGCCAAACCAACAUCUCAAACAGUUCCUUGGGGUUGGUUCUUUAUCCUUUCUGUUCUUCAUUUUUUUUUUUUUUUUUUUUUUUUUUGCAUUUUUGGAAUUUCAAGCAUCAUCUAUGGAUUUGAUCUGAUCUGAUUUGAUUUGAUUUGACCCUUCUUUCACUCCCUUGGUUUGUUUUGCUGAAAGCCCAAGUUAUUUUCCUUUCCACCUGGAAUAAUAUGUCCAAAUGAGCUAAUGGGGUAGAGAUGUUAGCCCAUUUCAAGUCUCCAAUCCUGCUGUUCUUUCUCAUGGCUGUUAGGGGAAACACUCUAAGAGUUCCACCGACUGUAAAUUGAUCAAACCCUUCUUUUGUGUGUUUGUUUGUGGCCCACUUUUAUCAGUUAGUCGGAAAUGGCAUUGUAAUUAUUGAUUGGAAUGAUUUAAUUAGGGGUUUAUUUUGUCACAAAAUCUCCAUGAGGGGAUCACAAAAUCUCAACAAUCCUAUUCCACUCCCAUGGCCUCAAAACAAUCUCCCCCACACCAUUACAAUUAUAUAAAUAUUCUCUCCCAAUCAACAUCCCUUCACUCCCCCCCUCCUUUUUAUCUCCAAAAUCUCUCAAGAACAUCAACCAAGUGUGUGUCUGAAUGGUAAUAGCUCAAAUCCAUCGCUAGUCGAUAUUGUCUCUUAGGAAGAGGUUCCUACACUCCGUUCUCCUCCCAAACUGGUGUGUGAUAUCACAAUCUACCUUCUGGGAGUCAGCUUCCUCACUAGCACACCAUUCCGUGUUUAGUUCUAAUACUAUUUGUAAUUAGAGUUUAGCUUGAGAGUGUGAUAUCACAAUCUACCUUUUGAGAGCCAGCUUCCUCUCUAGCACACUGUUGAGAUACUCUUGUAAUUAGAGUUUAGGUUGAAAUGGGUAUGAUUUUCCCACAUGGGUUGUGCAAGAAUCGGACAUGCACACAUUCCUUAGCCUUCAAACAUCGAAGCCAGCCAGCCAAUCAGUCAGUAAUUUUAUUGUUCAUAUUUUAUGAACCAUCAGUUUAUAUAUGCUAUGCUCCUCCCUGUCAUUUCAAAGAAUUUUGCUUCUCGAACUCCUCAUCCACUUGGCAUUCCCAAGAUAACUUUCUUUUAUCUCUUCCUUCCACGCAUCUUUCAAAACUCGACCACAAGAGAGGUUUGAGUGUUAAAAUAGAUUAUCCAUUCACUUUUCAUCAUGCAUUCUUUUUUUUAUCUAUUAAUUCUCCAAUAUGGGAUUCUCUGGCCGUCAAAAACUCAUAAAAAAUGCCACCAAAUUUCAUUCAUCCUCACUUCAUUCGCCUCCCCCAUAUCCCAUAUGUCCCUUCUUCUAAGGGAUAUAUUAUGAAAUUGAUUUCAAGCUAAUGCUUUUUGAGUAGGACAGUCGGCCCUUAAAAUAUUCUUUAUUCCCUUCCCCCUGUCCUUGAUAUUGCGAGACAAGUUCCUUAAGAGGAGGGCAGCAAAAAAGAAACUUGUAGCUCUCAGUCCCUUUAUGUAUAUAUACCCAUUCCCCCAUUCACUCUCGCAUUCCAUUUUCAGAAAACAGAGAAAAAACAGAGAGAAAAACAGAGUCAUCCUAUCUAUCUAUCUAUCUUCUUUGUCAACAAGGUAGCUAUGUGUAAUCCAAAACCAUCCUCUCCUAAUAAUUCCUCGUUUCUUACUCCUAACUACAAAGCCAACUUCAUGGCUACACCCAACAAAAGCUUGGAUAAUCAUAAUCUUAAUAAUAAGAACAAUCUUCUCAAGCCUGCUGAUGAUCAACUAGCUCAGCUUCAUAGAUUCCCCACUGUCUCUGAGGCAGUGGAGGAAAUGAAGGAAAUAGGGAAGAUUUCAGGUCCAACAGCCAUAACAGGGCUUCUUUUGUACUCAAGAGCUAUGAUCUCCAUGCUUUUUCUUGGCUAUCUUGGAGAGCUUGAACUUGCUGCUGGCUCUCUCUCUAUUGGCUUUGCUAAUAUCACUGGCUACUCUGUUCUCUCUGGUUUGGCCAUGGGAAUGGAGCCAAUUUGUGGCCAAGCUUAUGGAGCUAAACAAUGGAAACUCCUUGGUAUAACCCUUCAAAGAGCUGUUCUUCUUCUCCUUACUUCCUCUGUUCCCAUCUCCUUCAUGUGGCUCAACAUGAGAAGAAUCCUGUUAUGGUGUGGCCAAGAUGAACAAAUCUCUUCCAUGGCUCAAACUUUCAUCCUCUUCUCAAUCCCUGACCUCAUUUUCCUUUCUCUUCUUCACCCACUUCGAAUUUACUUAAGAACUCAAAGCAUUACUCUGCCAUUGACGUAUUGCUCUGCUUUCUCUGUUCUGCUUCACAUUCCCCUGAAUUUCCUCCUCGUUGUGCAUUUCAAAAUGGGCAUUUCUGGUGUAGCCAUUGCCAUGAUUUGGUUCAAUUUCAACGUCUUCUUCUUCCUUGUUUCCUUUGUUUACUUCUCUGGAGUUUACAAAGAUUCAUGGGUUUCUCCAACCCAGGAUUGCCUCCAUGGAUGGGCUCCUCUGCUUUCUCUUGCGAUACCCACUUGUGUUUCCGUUUGCCUCGAAUGGUGGUGGUAUGAGUUCAUGAUAAUGCUUUGUGGGCUUCUCGUAAAUCCCAAAGCCACCAUUGCUUCAAUGGGGAUUUUGAUUCAAACCACUUCUUUAGUUUAUGUUUUUCCAUCAUCUCUCAGCCUUGGAGUUUCCACAAGAGUCGGUAAUGAAUUAGGAGCAAAUCGACCCGCCAAAGCUCGUUUAUCAAUGAUUGUUUCACUCCUUUGCGCCGCCGUGCUCGGCGUCUUGGCGAUGGUGUUCACCACUCUAAUAAGGCACAAAUGGGGGAGAUUUUUCACCAACGACACUGAAAUUCUUGAACUAACGUCCGUGGCAUUGCCGAUUGUCGGGCUCUGUGAACUCGGAAACUGCCCACAAACCACCGGCUGCGGCGUCUUGAGAGGAACCGCUCGGCCGACGAUCGGAGCUAAUAUCAAUCUGGGGUCGUUUUAUUUGGUGGGUUUUCCAGUAGCGAUCAUAAUGGGGUUUGCGGUGAAAUUGGGAUUUGCAGGGCUGUGGAUUGGGUUGCUUGCAGCUCAAGGUUCAUGUGCUUUGAUGAUGAUUUAUGUUCUUUCUACAACGGAUUGGAUAGCUCAAGCUGAAAGAGCUAUGCAGCUUACAAAGGCUGGUUCUUCAAAUUGCAAUCCGCCAUUGUUGCCACUUUCAAGCUCUUCAGAAGAUGAUCAGAAUGUAAAAAAGAUUGAAAAUUUGGAGGAGAUUUUGUGCAGUAAUCAUGAAACUGAUCUUCUCUUACCCACUACAACAACAAAAAUUACUGUUCAUUAAGGCCUUUUUUUUUUUUUGCCCCCUAAUUUUUACCACCCAAUUUAUUUCAUCGACCCAUCUCUAGUUUUUAGUGUAGAAAUCACUACUUGGUUAAAUUAUGAGUUUGGGUCGUUGACUUUGUUUAGUUCUUAUAAAAAAAGCUUUAAUACACUUAUAAUCAUGUUUAUUUACUA